Messenger RNA from Paramecium sonneborni, 849 nucleotides. NCBI's taxonomy places the organism in Eukaryota, Ciliophora, Oligohymenophorea, Peniculida, Parameciidae. The record is from the annotation of a GenBank genome assembly.
CGAAACACUAAACUGUAAAAAUUGUAAAAAUAACCUGUAAACUAUGUGGCAGCCACCAAUAAUUAUCCAAUCCUUUUCAAUACAACCUAAAAUAUUGAGUAUUUCUGUUAUUUUUAAUAGUUUAUCAUCUGAUAUCGAUUAAUAUGAAAAUAGAUAAAUAAGUUAUGAAACUUCAGAACAUAAUAUUUAUUCAAGUUCUAAUAUAUCUUUUUAGAAGAUGCAACCAAUUACAAAUAGAAAAAUGAACUAUUUGAAUACUUCUAAUUCUGUACAUUAGUUAUAUUAUUAAUAAAAUGAUAAGGAUAUUUCAAUAGUAAUAAGAGAUAUAAACAAAUUUACAAAUAGUUAAUUGAUGAAACUUUUACCAAAGAAAACUAGCAUAACUAAAAAGAAUGUAAAAUAAGUAGGAAAUAUUAAUAUAAAUAAAAAUGUUAUCAUACCAAAAUUAUUAAUACCCUAAAUUCCUGAUAAUAAAAUAAAUUUUCAACAGCUAAUGAAUCAAUAUGAUUAAAUUGUAUAAUAGAGAUAUUGUUAAACAGAAAGAUAAUGGAAGGGAAAGAAAGAAGAUUAAGAAAUCAAAAGAAAAGUAGAAAUUAAUUAAGUACAGAAUAUUAUUUAUUUUAAUAGAGUAAGAAUAAAUAUUAAAUAUCAAUUUAUUCUGUUCCAAGUUCUUCAAAUUUUUAAGGUAAAGGAAUAAGUACUUGUUCUGCUUCAAUAUUAUUAAAAUCUUUAUCAAAAAAAUCUUUAGACAGAUCUCCAAUGACAACAAGAAGAUUAGAAAUAAAGUAAAAUCUUACUAAUUUGAUAAAAUAAUAAGAAAAAGACUUGGGAUUUUAUACCUAAAGAUGA